Molecule: messenger RNA, 21128 nt
Organism: Panthera uncia (snow leopard)
Lineage: Eukaryota; Metazoa; Chordata; Mammalia; Carnivora; Felidae
Gene: BCORL1
Product: BCL6 corepressor like 1
Exons: 13
Coding region: 15163-20523 (1786 amino acids)
Biological process (GO): negative regulation of transcription by RNA polymerase II
Cellular component (GO): nucleus
Molecular function (GO): protein binding; transcription corepressor activity
Source: RefSeq, a predicted model, not a curated record
GCGGUACGAGCCCGGACGACGACGACGAAGAGCCCCGGGGGCCGGGUGCAUGGAGGACGAGGUGCUGGGAGAAGGAAGGGGGGGUGGGUCCCGCGACGGGCCUCGUGGGCUUGGCUCCUCGAGGUUCUGCUUCGGGACACAGUCCUGCAGGGGCGCCCAGAGGCCCGGGUAGGGACAGGGAGGUGAAUUGGACGGUGGAGGGGGCCCUCCUCGCCGGGGUCCCGCCGAGGGGAAGGCUGGGCCAGAGGGACGUCCGGGGUAAGUCUGGGAGGAGUCGACCGCACCUCGGCUGGGGAUUUCGUGUUAUGGAGGGGCGGGAGAUUGUUGUAGGGAAAGAUGUGGUAGAGGGGAAAGGAAGAGGGAAGCACACUGCAAACCCGGGAGGCCAACAGCCCAGGCCAUGGAGGUGCCCUUCUAUUCCGCCUGCACCUCCCCCCUCCCCCAGUGGAAGCACUGUUUUUGUUUUAUUGUUUUGAAAUUUUCAGUGUUGGCUGUAGGAAGCUGUCGAUGUGGUGGUGAUACUUAUUCGUUCUUGGUGUCUUCUAGAGUAGAUAGCAAGGACAGGCGUCACUUGGCGAGGACACGUCUUAGCCCAGGGUUUAGGGGCUCUUUAUGCAAGAGUGGGAAGAGGGCCUGACAACUUCGUGCGACAGCUGAAUACUCAGGGCAGUUUGGAGGUCGUUCUCAUAGCGCAGAAGUGGAAUGUAAUUGCAAAAAUCUUUGGUGAGACUUCUGGGGGUGCAGUUGUAGGUUAGCGUUACCCUGGUUGGCCGCAUGGCCCGUUCAACUUAGAAGGCUAUUUCUCAAAGUCACACUGCCCAACGUUGGGGAGAUGAACAGGGGACGCAUUUGGUGUCGGAAGUGGAUUAGGUUGAUAAUAAAAUCCCAAGGUUGGAAGGGACUUUAAAGGUCAUCUCAUUCUCUGUUUACCUGACCUGUCCUUGAAUGUUAGGAUAGGGGGAACUUUGUUCUGGGGGAGAUGGAGCAGAGUUUAGGGGUACUCAAAUUGAAUGGUGAUGUCACCAGGUGGUACUGAAGAGGACAGUACACAGGAAAGAAAUUUGGAGGAUUUCACUGGGGAUUAAAUGGCAUAACCCAAUCCCCCAAAUCACCCAGAAGCUUCAAAUAGAAGCAAAAAGUUGGGAGAGCAACAUGUAAAAUUUUGAUGGAGUAGCAAAGUUAGUAGGAAGGACUGGGGGAGCUAGGAGGAGCAGGGGGCUUGAUGACUCAAGUUCAGAGAAUCUGAAGGUUGAUAGAGUUUAGGAGGGACAUGGUUGUUUUGACUAAGCCACGUGCUGUUGAUAGGCAGGCUCAUCUUUUGAUAAGGCAACUGGAGCGGCUGCCUUUGGGAUAGAUGGGGAGGACAAGAGGCACAGGCCAUGGGACACAGAGCCUUACUCAAAUUGACUUGGAGACGGGUGGCCCUGUUACUAGCUAUGCAGCAAGGGUAGGAUUCUUUCUGUUCUGGCUCUGAGAAUCAUUGAUGGAGGAAGGGGUUAAGGAGGACUGUUUCUUUAGAAUAGACCAUAAGGAAAAGACAACAAAUUAUUGGGAUAGGGCAGAGGAAAGCUAUGUCCCUGGAAAGUUCUGUGGUUGGAGUCUGGAUUGGGCAGGGUGGAGGGGAGUUCCAGAGGAAAUGGUGGCUGCACCAAGGGCACUUGGAGAUCUGGCUGUUUUGAUUACUGAGAGCUGGUAGGACAUCGACUCUCAGUGGCCUAGACUUUUUUGGGAAGCAAAGGGUUUCCUCCAGGGGUCUGUUUGCCUUAUUCCUGCUGCAGUUCACUACAUAGGAAAAAAAUGUUUAGCACAGGUGGCAGAGAAUCUCACAUGAUGAGUCUGGAUUAUGGGUUUCAGAGAGGGGCUUCUUUUAGGGGAGCAGAAUUAUGGGAGAAAAGGACUUGAAUACCAGAAAAAAGGAAGGCAAAAACAAAAGUCAGGAAGAGGGUUGUUUAGGCAGUGGAGGGGGGAAAAAAUGAUCAUUGCUGGUUUCAGGUCAGGGUCAACUAAGGAAAAAGUGGAACCUUGAAAUCUCCAGGCUAAUGUUUUCCAAAGUAAAGUUUGAAGAACCCUUAAGACUCUUUACACUUCCAUACUAGAAUAACUAGGUUUGGUGCAAGAGAGAGGACCAUCUUGAGUAAAAAUAGGGUUGGAGAGAAACUGGCAUGUAAGAAGAAAAUACACAUAUUGACCCAUAGGGAAAUAGAGAAUUUAGAGAUAGUAUAUAGGGUAAAAAAAUGCAGGAUGUGAAAGAGGGUGGAAUAACGAGGCAAAGGAGGAAGGUGUUUACUCAGAUGUCAUCUGCAACUAGUGUCAGAGAAGGUAAAAAAUUGCCUUUGAUAGCCAUUGCCCUGGGAAGGCCCAGGAAGCAGAGGUUAGCCGAGAUCCAGGGCUUACAAGUCUAAGCAUUAGUUGUAAAAUUAAGGCUAAAAUAAAGAUACCGAAUGGGGGAAGGAAUUCACCGACCUAAGUAGAAUGGCCUUGAAAGAAGGAGAAAGUGGGAAUACACCAGUUUUUCCAGUCUGCAAGUGGGAGGAAUCCUAGAUAUAGGGAGGUGAAUUAUGGAAAUUCCAGAGUGAAACAGGAUAAAGAACAGUGGCCUUAGAGCCUUGGGCCAGAAUUGGAGGGUGGGGUGGGGGCAUGGAGGAGAGGCACUAAUCAUGGGUUGGACAUCUGGACUGGUUCAUUGAUUCUAGGUUGAGAGCUCCAUUUGAGAUGGAAUAGAAUGGCCACAGUGGGGUAGAGAGCUGUUUUCCAGCGUUAGCCAGCAUCUGGGAUUGAGAGAGGAGGAGUUCAUGGUUAAGUUGGGUGGGAAAGUGAACACUAACAGAGAGAGGGCUGGGGAAAGUGGAAAUUGUUGGGGUAAAACAGACGGGAAAGGGGAGAAGCCACUGAGAAUUACAUAAGGGGGGAAGGAAGACCCUAGACCUUUGAGUUUUCAAAAGGAAAGGAAAUUUCUUAAUGCUGGAGCUCCAGUUAGGUGUGGGUCUAUGCUUGGCAGAGGGUUUAGCAUCAGGAUGGCCAAAGAGGGGGGUAAUAAGAAGUAAUCUACCUCUUGGCCACUAGGAUGCUAGUACACUAUUUUAUGUAGUCUCACAUACUAACUAGGCUUUAUUAAUGUCAGUUUUGGAAUGGUUAUCUUUAAAGUAAUGUAGAAACUGUUCUUUUUCUAAAUUGUACCCUUUCCACUGUUCAUAACUUGAAAGCAGUAUUUUAUGAUGAAAACUUUCUUUGGUGAACUGAAGUUGAAAUCUGGUCAAGAGUAAAAUUUAACUCUGUUUCUAUUCCCAUAAUUCAAAUGUGCUUUCUGUUUCCCUCUUUUUCUUUUUUAAGCAGAAGCCACCCUUUCCCCAUAAAACAUUAAAACAUGGAUAAUUGUUUAUAAAGUGGCUGCAGGCUGCACAUCAAGGUCAUAGUUUCCCUGGUCAGUGAAUUGUGAUGAAUUUGAAGAGUGAUGAUUUAUUAUUUGUAAAAUGUGAUAAUUUUCAGAUUUACUCGUGGAGAGUAUGUGAGGCAGGAUAUGUCUUCAUUUGGAUUUUAAGAAGAUCUUAAGUUUAGCGUCUGUGAAGAAUUGAGAGUACUGAGGUGCAGCAAAGCUUUGUGUUUCAGGCUUCUUUACCGACUGUCAGCUAAGAAACAAAAUUUGGUUACCUCAUUGCUAAGGUAUGUCUAGAAAUCUUAGUGUUAGUGCCAUUUAAGGGUAUAGUCAAGUUUUGUUAUAAUGUUGGUGUCUGGGGACAAGAAAAACAAGCAGACUUUCAUUUUUCCAAGUUCUAUGGAAAAGUGCACUGUACGUGACUCUGAUCCCCAGGAUGAGUCAAUACACUCUCUACCUGAUCCAUGAGAUGAUUAGGUGUCUCAUGAUGACAGGGCUUUACUCAGUUUAACUUGGUCGCACCUUGUGUAGGUUAGUAUCUUGCAGUGGUUCUCAAACUUUGGUGUGUCUCAGAAUUAGCUGGAGGGCUUUGGAGACAUACUGCCUUAAGUUAGAGUCCUUGCUCUUCUACUUCCUGGCUGUGUGGUAGAAGCAAACUACUGAACUUUCUUGAGCCUCAGUGUUUUCAUCUAUAAAAUGGAGAUGAUAAUCCCAGUCUCACAGGGCUAUGAGGAUUGCACAAGAUGAUAUAUACAUGGCAGACCAGCUCCAUAGCAGGAGUCCAGUAAAUGGCAUCCAUUAUUACAUUAUGAUCUAGUUUUGCUUGUUCAAUGGAGUCCUAUGACCUUUUAUAUUUCUCUAUGCCACAUGGUGGCAAAAUAAAAACUAUCCACAGCUCCUGAGCACUCCCACGUAUCUUGAUUCUCUGUGCUCUUUCUCCAUAUUCCUGUUGUAUUAGUACAUGUUUAGCAUUUACAAUGUGGUAGGAAGGAAUAACUUGGCUCACCACUGCAUUAUUGCAUCCACCUUUGAGGUGGAAAGUGGCAGUUUCUCUAACAGCUGUGCUGUAACACUGCUCACUCAGGAUUUUAGGGCAGAAACUGAAGAGUCUAUAUCUAGUUGAAACUUCAGGGGACAUUUUGGGCCACAUGUAAAAAAUGACCCAAACCUAGUUUACUAGGGUGACAUUUUAAAAAACCAUUGCUUUCUGAAAAGGGCUGCUGUGUUUAAUUACAACUGGUUGGGCUUUCCAGAUGUCUCUAACAUCUGGAAGUUCUAUAAAGGCUGGUAGAUAGAGCCUGGGUCUUGCAUGGCUCUAUGACAAGGAUGUUCAUCAGCAAUUGGAUGGGAGAAAGCAUGUCUCGAAUACCUCAGGUAUCACCAGACCAAACUUCUGAACACCAAAAAAAAGGGGGGGGGCUAUAAAAUAGAGAUCCUCUCUGCAGCCAGAGUGGACUUUGAUGCCAACAGUCAGCUAUGCCAAUAUAAGGAGAGAGUAAUAGCUGGCCAAUUUAAAACAGUAGAUCAGUUAACAAAUUAAUAAUUUCUUUUUUGGCUUGGAAAUGUGUUAUUAUUCUCUACCUGCCCCCGCCCCCCAGCAGAUUUACCUUCCUAUUUAUAUUUUGCUUCAGCAUAUAUUAAAAGGAUUUGUUUCCUGAGUACACACAUACUGUAAGUAGCAGUAGGCAGUCCAUAAGUUGGCUGGGUUUAAAAAUUAGCUGUGGCUAAACUACACUCAAAUAAUUGGAAGUUGACUUUGUUGUUUUGCCCUGGCCCCAUUUUAUUUCUGAUUGUCUUUAUUGUGGAAGUAAAGAAAAGAAAGAAGAGAAAGGCUGGUAGAUAGAGCCUGGGUAGAUAGAGUCUUCCUUUAUAAGAGACCAAAGGAAGUAAAAGGCAUCCACAGACACAGUGCUUUUUAUGCGGGAUUCUUGGUUUCCAUAUGACCUAGAGAGGAUUUUAGUUUUUCCCAGUAGUUUAUUUACUGAGCACAUAUUGUAUGCCUUGUAUCAUGCUCGACACUAUUGGGAGUGGAUGUUAAAAGAAGUAGAAAAUAUCCUUUCUAGCCUUGGGGAGCCGAUAGCAUAUAUACACUCUAUGUGUGUACCUUUGAAUGAGUAAUGUAUAUAUAUGUAUAUAUAGAUAUACAUGUGUACACUCUAUAUGUAUACCUUUGAAUGAGUAAUUUAUUUUAUUAUUUUUUUAAGUUUAAGAGAGAGAGAGCACGAGCAGGGAGGGGCAGAGAGAGAGGGAGAGAGAGAGAAUCCUAAGCAGGCUCCGCACUGUCAUUGUGUAGCCCAAUGCCAGGCUCAAACUCACGAACUGUGAGAUCAUGAUUUGAGCUGAAGCGCAAGAGUCAGGCGCUCAACUGACUGAGCCACCCAGGGGCCCCUGAAUGAGUAAUUUAUGUAAAAUGAGUUGAGCCUGUAGUCUGGAAUGAGAGAAUAGAAAAAAUAGUGUGAUAAUGGCCUUUCCAAAUAUUUGUGUGAGAGGUCCAAGACACUUAAAAAAAAAGGCACAAGUUUAGUGAGGAGGAAACCUCUUUAGAUGAAAAAUUCCAUAUCAUGAAUGCAGUAUACCGAAAUGGAGACACCCAAGGGCCACUCUCAUAGUCCAUAGCAUGGAAGACACAGAAGCAUCAUGAAAGGGAUUCAGAUCUCAGAUUACAAUGAUUCAACUUUGCAGUGUGAAAGACACACCAAAUAUUCACGUGGUUCUGCUGAAGACCAAGACAGAGGAAAGUCAACUCUUAUUUUUGAUCUAGAGGAAAUAAGUGCUUUUUAAAAAAAGACCCUAGUUACUUACCAUGCCAUUUUGAGGUGGCUCUGCAUUUUGAAAAGGACUGAUUAAUUUCAUGAUGAUUGCUUAGGCUUUCUAGAUAUUGGUGACAUUUAGAAGUUGUAUAAAAUCUUGUGACUAGAUCCUAGGUUUAGUAUAAAGCUAUGAUGAGAUGUUUUCCUUAAAUGGAGUAAAAUUAUUUUCCUGCAGCAGGAGAUGCAAGUACUAUUUGAAUAACAGGAAAAAAGUAUGGUAGUAGAUAGAAAAGCUAAGUGGACUGGUGGUAUGAAAAUGUGAGAGAUUAAAACUUUUGCUUUUGCCUCCUUCAUUGUUGGAAUUGAUUACCUUUGGUCCUGUUAAGUGCUUUUGUGCUAUUCACAAUUUUAUUUUAUUGUUAUUUUUUUUUAAGUAAGCUCCACACCCAACAUGGGGCUUGAACUCAUGACCCUGAGAUCCAGAGUCGCACGCUCUACCAACUGAGCUAGCCAGGCACCUCCUGUUCUCAGUUUUAAGUAGGGACUCCUUUAUUUCUAUUUUGCAGAUGGCAUAGUAAGUGUACCUAAUGAGGUACCUGAGAUGGCUAACAAAUAGGGGCUGAAAAUGCUCUCCCAAAUACACCCCCGCCAAUUUAGGCUGUAGAUACUAGACUAUAUCACUCUUCAAGGGUGUUGCUGCUGUGUGAAUAGAUGACUCUGAAUGGAUUUUGGCAGUUUUUAAACAUCAAGUUUCUGACUGAGUGUAGAUCCAGCACUAGUGGGGAGAUUAAGAAUGGUAUGGUUUGGAUUGGAAAGGGUUUGGGUGGUAAUAUUCACUGAAGAGCCCCAGGGAGAUUGCAAGCCCUGGUCACUCCAUCCAAAGGUCUAGCCUACCAAGGUGAUUGCUUUGUAGGUAACUACAUUCAUUUGAAUGAGUAAGCUCUCAUGUGUUUAACAGGUAGUUAAAAUUCUUUUGUAUCCAGUCUCAUAAAUGUUUAUAGGCCAGGGUUUUAAAUGUGGAGGUACCAAGGAGUCUAUGAAGGUGUCCAUGCUAUAGCCAUGUGCAGGCAACUACUUAGUCUUCUUGCUAAAUACAGGAAUUAAUGUAUCUGAGAACAGGAUGCAAUGUCUCCUAUAAGACUUAUCCCUUGGGGUACAACCAGUAGAAAUAUUUGGGUAGAAAAAACCCUCAGGGUAACUAGAGAGUGCUACAAUGGAUUAGUCAGGCAGAAGGCUGGGAUGAACAGUACAAAGGGCCCCUUCCUCCUUUCAGUUGUCCAGCAGAUUAUUUCCAGUUGAUUUUGCGUGUGUGUGGGGGGGUGUGGGUGUGUGGUAGCAUGUAGUGAUAGAGGAGCCUGUUUGCAUGAAGGGAAGCAAAGUAAAGUGAUUGGGGCUUGUAUAAGGGACUCUUGAGUUUCAGGGAAGGGGAUAUUUGGUUAAUGGUACAGAAGGUGAGGGGAUAUGGAUAUUAGACGGAAAGCCUGUGGAGAAUAUUAGAACACCUUUAUAUGGGAAAUCCUUAGAUUAGGACAAUUUGCACUGGGAGAACUUCCUCAUUAGGGGGUGAGGUUUGGGAUAUAUGAUUAGGUGGGGAUAUAGGAGUUGAGGGUGCAUGGUCAGGUGCGGCUCAGGCCUAGGGUUUGGAUUCUGGAGCCAGAAGAUUGUGUGGGCCAGGGUUAGGUAAGGUCUCAUGAUCCCCUUUUGCAGCUCCAUCCUGGCCCUGGAAAUGUCAUGGCAAAAUUCUGGCUUCCACGCUGAAAUAUUCCACGCUGGUCACUGGCCCCAAAUCUAUCUUUUUCUAGACCUCAAUGGUGGGCCCCCUUAGGGCCAGGGCCCUGGCUAGGGUUAAGGUUAGGUCCCUGGAGGCAACAGGGGCUGAACCUCCAGCAGCUCAGUGGUCUCCCCAGAGGGCUGAGUGGAGGGGAGGACUGAGUGGAAGGCAUGUGGAAGAAGGCAGAGAGCAACAAGGAAGGUAAGAUCUGUGGUAGGGGCUCCAUAUCUAAAAGCCAGGUAAAGUUAUCUUUGUUGAGUAUGUGUACACUUUCCUACUGAAAACUGAUUUUGUGUGGUGCCUGGGUGGCUCAGUCGGUUAAGUGUCUGACUUUGGCUUAGGUCAUGAUCUCAUGGUCUGUGAGUUCGAGCCCUGCAUCAGGCUGUCUGCUUAUCCAGUGCAGAGCCUGCUUUGGAUCUUCUGUCUCUCUGUUUCUCUGCCCCCUCCCCUGCUCACAUGCUCGCUAGCUCUCUCAAAAAUAAAUAAACAUUUAAAAAAAACCCCACUGAUUUUGAGAUCUUUUGACGUCUUUCUGAAGGCAUUUCAGUGGUUAGGUGGGAGUCCUGGCCUCUUCCCUUUGGCCCAUUGGAUGUCUCUUGGAAAUUCUUGGGGUUGUUUUAGGUGCUGCUUUUCCCAAAGUGGGGUAAUGGGCUGGCCUCUCCUUUGAUUCCGUGAAGUUUGAAUGUGAAUAUCUCUGACUUAUGGGAGCUUUACCCAGAACUCUAGAUUUCUGUUGAAGCAAUAGGUCCCAAAGUUGGUUUUCUUUACACAUUAGUCAUCACUGGCCCAACCCUCCUUCUUAAACUGUCUACUGGCCACGCCUAUCCUCUUGAGGACAAAUUCAGGGCCAGGCUUCAAGAAGAAUAUUUUCCGGCUCUUUCAUUUCUUAAAAUCAUAAUUGCUUCCAGGUCACCAGACAAUGUGAACCAAAAGAAGCCUGGGAGAGUACUAGCAGAUUUAGUUUAAGUGAGACCUUCUUAAUCUUGAACUUCUAAUUUAUUGGCUAGAUAGUAAGAGUCCAACCAUGAACAAAUGGGAAAGAUUUCAUGCUAUGUGUAAAGGGCCUGGUUGUAUCCUGUAUGUUGUUCUGCACAUAAGGGGUCUUUGGCCACAAAGGAAGCUACAUGAUUCUGAGGAACUUGUUCACUGGACAAACACCCUGUCUGGCCAUUUUCAAGGUUAAUGUUUUACCAAGGUAAAAGACAUUUUGUCAGAUAGAUGCUGUAUUACCUCCUUUUGUGUCCUUCUCUUCCUCAUAUGCACAAUGACCAUACUUUUGCUUGUAGUUGUUGUGAAAUCUGCUUGUUUUGGCAUCUUCAUUUCAAAACAGAACAGAAAAUGUCUACCCAAUCUGUAAAAUCUUCUUUGAGAUUUUAUUGCUGCCUAUCCCCCGUUACCAGCUCCCCCUAACCCUGACUUGGAUUAUAAUUUGAUGUUCUUCCCCUUUUGAUAACAUAUUCUCUAUAAACUUUUUAAAAUGUCUGUGUUAAUUGCUUCCCCACAGUGUUUCAGUUUGGCCCAUGAUGGUGAAAUAUUUCAGGUUCCCCUAUUUCAUUUUUUCUUUUGGUUGUUUUAUUCUGUGGGCCUCUCUGUUAUGCCUUUCACACCUGCCCAUGUCUUCUGGCGGUUAUUUUUUUCUUUUGAAUUUUUGGUGGGGGGAAAGCUCUCUGCCUCAUUAUGGUUUGUCUUCUACUACCUGCUUGCCCUCAGCUUAGCUGCUCUUUUCACCAUUUUAAAGUUAUUGUUCUCCUAUUAGUCCAUUUUCUCUUUGGUUUCCCCUGUUUUGUAAUGUAGUGAUUAUGUCUGACUGCCUCCUCUCUGCUGUCCACUUGCUGGAUUCAUGCCCUUGGAUCUUGGUCAGUCCUCCUUAAGUGUGCAUCGGUAUGCCUGCUUAAUCAAAACAUUGUAUUUAUUUAUUUUUUCAGCCCCACUAUCACUUUGGGUUGGCAGAGCAUGUGCUCUUCUUUGUUCUCACUCUGAAUUGGAUGUGUCUUUUCAGUUUUCCCCCCCAAAGUAGGGAUUGCUCACAGUGGUCCCACUGCCUUGCAGGCAGUGACCGGCAUUUGAUUCUGGGGCCAUGCAGCUGUUCAUUUCUUAACAAUUACAUGGUUGCGGUAUCUGGGAAAAUCCUUUGAGGUAUUUCAUAUCCUUGUGCCCGUGCUUCCCAGGUCACUCGGGAUUACCAGGUUUCUUCCAAGUUCCUUUUAGGAACUUUGCCUUUAGCCUUUGAUGUGAUGGUUCCCAUCACAGAGAGCAAGAGACACGGAUUGAGAAUGCACACCACACACGAAUGCAGGCUUUGUAAGCAAAAGCAAGUCGGUACACAAGUGUGUAUGCCAGCAGAACCUACCAAGGGUGGUGUGUGUAAGGUUUUUCUGUUUUGCUCACCUCUCUUGAACAGCAGUGUACGGUGGAGUGGUUACUAAUUUGAUUGGACAUGGUAAUGAUGAAACGACACCCUGGGCCUACCAGAUCAGAAUCUCCAGGGCUGAGACUCAUGAAUCUGUAUUUUGAACAAGGUCUUUGGUGAUUCCGACUUGGGAAACAUUGGUGUACGUUGGCCAUCUGAACUCCUCUGGUCCUGUGGACAUUGACGCCAUCAGUGCCUCUUUGGAAGUUCCCUUUGCUUACUCUCUGGCUCCGGAGGCCCAAUUUUGCCUUCUUGUGUAGACCACUUAGCUCACUGCCCUCUUGCCCUUGCUUUCUGCCUCUCCCCUCCCCUCCUCUGCAAAGGCUACAGUUAAUAGCAGCGGUAGGCCUUACAUAGGAAGAGGGGCUGAGGAAUUCAUAACAGAAGAGUGGGAAUCCAAGAGUUAAGAAAAUAUUCUAUCUUCUGGAUCUCAUGAAAAUAGGGGUGCCUUUAGGUAGUCCUAAAAUGUGUGAUAUUAUCUGGUAAUUAUUUUGUUUUUUUUCUUGGUUUUCUUGUUGUUGUUAUUUUUGCUUUGAGGGGUCACCUUUAUCUAGGUGAUGAUAUUUUAUGUGUUGUGUUUUCAAAUGCCAGGCCUCAUUCCCCCCUCUGAUUUCUGUCCCAGGCACUACAAACUACUAAUCCCCUCUAAAUAGAACAAAAAUAAACCCAAGAGUGAAAAAGCAGUGGUGACUUGACUUCUAUCUGCUGCCUACAGAUAUUCAGAUAGGCACUAAAACUCACACUUUGUGUUAAAAUUCAUCUUGUGGCAAGUGUAACCCCUUUCAUUGCCUGAUUAUUCUAAUGCUUCAUAGGGAGAAAAGAUUUUUAAAAAGGACCUGGUGUGUCAGUCAACGGGCUGAGCUGUUGUUUCUUAAACUGGGAUAUUCCAAGUUAAUCUAAGAAAAAGUCACAACUUGAUUGACCAGGAUGUUCAGGGAUGGGAUGGGAUCCUGGUGAACUGAAAUGAAGCAGACAGUCCAUCCAUUUGUCCUACCCCUUGUUGAAAUCUUUCUAAAAUCAUGCGUUAACCCACAUAGCUGUCUUAGGAAUGUUAAGGAUAGUUUUUAGAAAAAGGUAAAAUCGUGAGUCUUAUAUAGAUGUAAAAAUGAACACGUGUUAAAGACUUUAUUUUACUCAUUAAUCAGCCAGGGAACCAGACAGAUGUUCUAGCUGGUUCAGAGAAAAAGUCCAAAAGCACAAAUUUAUAUGGAGUAAAGGAAUUGAAUUGCAAAUGGAGGCAAAACUGGUUUUUCCACAAUGGGGAGGGAAGUCACUCCAAACUCUAUGGGACAAUACAGAGUUUGCAUAUCCAUCAGUUACCUGCAAUUUACAGAGGGGCAAAACAACUCAAAGACAAUGGACUAUGCUGGAAUCAUGCUGCUGCAAACGAUGCGCUAUAGGUAACGCAUAGUGUUUUCACUGAAGUCCAGCCUUAUUUCCUAUAGUAACUAAGCACAAGGGACACUUUUGGGGGGGUUGAUUUUGCUUGUAAUUUCUCAAGGUCAUCACCUCAAUUCUCCUCCAGGAUUCACUUCCAUAUAACACUCAUUUACUGAAGUACUUACUAUAUGUAAGACAUUGCAGAGGAACCAGAGACAGAAAAGAGGAUACUUCUUACCUUAAGUAGCUUGAUUGGUGGGGGAGACACACAUGCCAUACCCCCAAAUAACCACACUGCAGAGAAGAGUAAGAAUCAGUGCUGUAGGAGAGGUAGGAAUGCAACGUUUGAGGAGAACCAGAGAGGAAAGGGUUAACUGACCAGGGGCUGGGGCUUGGGAGGUGACAUGAUGACAUUUAAGCCAGGCUUUGAGGGGUGACACAGAGAGGAGGAGGAGCACAGGAGAGGCCAUUGCAGGGUGAGGAAGCAGCAAAGUCCUGAAACUGGAUGGUCUGUUCAGGGAAGGGUCAGGAGCUGGGACAGCGAGGCGGCAGGGAAACAGCAGGAUGUGGCUGAAGAGGAGACCAGAGGAGGUUUGAGGCCAGGUCUUGGAGGGCCCGGAAUGCUGUGCUAAGAAAUUUGGGCUUGAUUCUGAAGACAGGAAAGCUAUUGAAAGCUUCUGAGGAGGGCGGGGGCAACAUGAUCGAACUGGUGCUUCAGAAGAUGAAUUGAUUGUAGAAUCAAGAAAUUGGAGGCAGAGGGACCAGUUAAGGGGCUAUUGUAAUAUUCUGGGUGAGAGAUGAUGAGGGCCUGCAUCAGGGUGGUGGCAAGAGGGGCAGGAGAGGAUGGAGAUGGCAUUAUUAAGGCUUGACUCCUGAUUGGCUGUGGGCAGCCGUGGGGGGAGAGAAGGAGUUGAAGACGACACUGCUGAAAUUUCCAGGCUGGGGGAUAGUGGUGCCAUUAACUAAGAUAGGAAACACGCUGGGCGUGGGGGGUGGGGAGCAGGUUUAUGGGAACAGAUAAUGAGUUCGGUUUGAGACACAUUGAGUUUGAGGGGCUCAGUGGACAUCCAAUUAACAGCAAGUUGCUGGCAGCUGGAAAUUCUGGUCUGGGUGUAAGGAGAGAGGUCGGGGAUAGAGAUACAGAUUUGGGAGUCUUUGGUGCAGGAAGGGGAGAAUUGCAACUGGGGGAGCUCAGGAGCUAGAGAGGAGAAGGAGCAGGGUACACAUACACACACACACACACACACACACACACACACACACACAGGUGGAGGGAGUGGGGGAGAACCAAGGAGAGCCAGACUGAGCUAGAGAGACAGAAAGAGACAGAAGAGAGAUAGAGGGAGACAGAUGGGGGGGGGACUGAAGGCUGAGGUGAGGACAAAGAGUAGAAGGGAGGGGGAUGCAGGGGGAGGGAGGAAGGAAAGGAGGAGAAGAGGGAGAAGAGAGGGGAUCCCAAGGGAGAAAUGAGGACGAGGGGAGCAAGGAGGAAGGUGGAGGAGUGCAGAUUGUGCCAAGAGAGAUUGGAAAGGGGAAAGAGAAGCAGGGAAGAGGUGAAGAGAGAGACAGAUGGGAGAAUAACAGGGGGAAGAGGGAGGUGAGGAUGAGUAAUAGAGGGGAAUAGGAAAGACAAAUUGAGAGGGAAUGGAGAAGAGAGAGAGAGAGAUGGGGGUAGGGAGAGAGAGAGGGAAGGAAGGGGAAGAGAUGGGGGCUCACAGGGGUGAGGAGAGACCAGGCAAGAUGAGGGCUAGGUUUCUGGGGUGGGUAGAGAGGGAGAAGAGCCUGGAGAAGCCAGCAGGCACUGGGUCAGGAAAGCCAAGAGUGGGGCAAGUACAAAGAAAGCAAGGGCAGAAGUAUCCUGCACCACAGACAUGGGGAGGAGGGUGAGGACCAGGAUGAGAAUGGGAGGCUGUGGCUCUGCUGUCCUUGUACUGCCUGUCUCCCUUGCUUGGAGACUCUGCUGUACCAGCCACCUGGCCUCCUGGCUCUUUCUUGAUCUUAUCAUGUAACCUCCUGCCCUAGGACCUUUGCAUAGAUUGUUCCCUCUGCCUGGAAUGCUCUUCCCCCAGAUAUCCACAUGGCUCACCCCUUUGCUUCCUUCAGGAUGUUUAAAUGUCUCCUCAGAAGACAUACGCUGAUUACCCACUUACAGACUGUAGUCCAUUCUGCUCCCCCCCCCCCGCCCCACCUCUGUCACCAUGGCCCUUAGCUUGUGUUAUAUACCACCUUAUACUAUAACAGGAAUCAUUUCACAUGUGUAUUGUCCAUCUCAUCCCACUAGAAUACACAUUUCAUGAAGGCAGUGAUUUCGGUGUUGUUAGGUAAUUGUUGAAUCCCCAGUACCGAGGACAGUGCUGGCAUACAGUAGGAGCUCAGUAAAUAUUUGUUGAAUGGAUAAGUGCUAUUGUGUUGAAUGUGGACAGUCUCUAAAAAUUAUAUAAAGAAUUAAUGAAACAAACCCCUGAUGUGGCUGUAUUUUAGUAGUUCUUGGCAAAUUGGAGAACAGAAAAUUCUGAUCACUGGAGGGUUCUGUUCAGUUGAGCUUUGAUGAAGAAGACUUUAGCUAAUAAGUUAAUUCAAGAGUUUAAGGGUCUUAAGACAAGCUCAUUGGGUAAACAUAAACCUCUUUUUCUUGAUGCCUCAUUUUCUCUAGAAGGGUGAAUUGGCUGUGCAGUGGUUGUCAACAGCGACAGCUGGAUGUUAGCUGCUGAAGGGGGUGGUAGGUCAUGGGGAUGACAAGACCUAUAGAAAGGGACAAGGACAGAAAUGUGUGGUUUUUUCACGGACCGUUGUUUUUUGUUUGUUUGCUUGUUUGUGGCCAGAGUACAAGGGGUAUUGCAUCUGAUUUUUAGGGAACUUUAAACCAGCUUAGAUAUAUAUGUUAUAUCUGUAUAACUCCCAAGUUGAAAUCAGAAUAGAGUAUUUUUGAAGGGCUUAUAAAGAAAGCGUGUGCUUCCUCUGGAGAACUUAAAUUGGUACAUCACUCAAAUACUUCAGUACCCAUGGAUUUAGAGAGGUUUGAGAAAAAGAUCCCCAGUAGUCUCUCAACGCAUUGUUCAUAUAUGGGAACAACCGUCUAAUUGCAGUUGGUUGGGCUAAAUGUGUGUGAAAAAAUACACUGUCAUCUCGUUUGUCUGGAAUAGAUUGAAUUUCCUUGAACACUCAGGCAUAUCUGUCUUUAAGAUAAUUUAAAAAUCACUCUAGGUGAUUAACAGCAUCCUCGUCUCCAUCCUGAAACCUAUGGAUUCCUGGAAAGCUGGUGCACCCUCAUCCCCAUUUGGACCUUAAUUUUCCUUAGCAGGCUGCCUUGUGGGAAAGACUGCUUUAAUGUUUUGGUACCAUAAUUGCCUUUAUUUAAAUCUUUCCUUGUUAAAGGUGGUUAAAGCAGCUGUCCCUGUUAUGAGUUUUGAUUUUUCGGAGUUCUUUUUUCCCAGGGGGAGCGGCCACAGCAGGUCCUAUCUGGUGGUGAGUGGCUGUCAUGAUCUCGACAGCACCACUCUACAGCGGCGUGCACAACUGGACCAGUUCUGACCGGAUUCGCAUGUGUGGCAUCAACGAGGAGAGAAGAGCACCUCUUUCUGAUGAGGAGUCCACGUCAGGUGACUGCCAGCGGUUUGGAUCUCAGGAGUUUUGUGUCAGCAGCAGUUUUUCCAAGGUGGAGCUCACAGCAGUUGGAAGUGGCAGCAAUGCCCGGGGGGCAGACCCAGAUGGCAAUGCAGCAGAAAAACUUGGGCACAAGUCAGAAGACAAGCCUGAUGACCCCCAGCCAAAAAUGGACUAUGCUGGGAGCGUGGCGGAGGCUGAGGGCCUAUUGGUGCCACUGAGCAGCCCCGGAGACGGGCUCAAGCUUACCACUCCCGACAGUGCCGACGCUGCCAACAGCAGGGCUGACUGCUCCUGGGCUCCCCUCGGCACCCAAAUGAGCAAACAAACAGACUGCUCAGCAGCUGGGGUGAAGGCUUUGGACUCUCGGCAUGGUGUUGGGGAGAAGAAUACUUUCAUUCUGGCAACUCUGGGGACUGGAGUCCCUGUGGAGGGAACCCUGCCUCUGGUCCCCACUAACUUUAGUCCGCUGCCAGCCCCCAUCUGCCCCCCCGCUCCCAGUUCAGCUUCCGUCCCCCCGUCUGUUCCAGAUCCAUUCCAGGUUCCCCUCUCCGUCCCCACCCCAGUACCCCACUCUGGGCUUGUUCCCGUCCAGGUCGCCACCUCAGUUCCAGCCCCGUCCCCUCCCUUAGCACCAGUCCCAGCUCUGGCUCCAGCGCCACCGUCGGUGCCCACACUCAUCUCUGAUUCGAACCCCCUUUCGGUUUCAGCCUCUGUCUUGGUGCCUGUGCCAGCUUCUGCUCCCCCCUCAGGUCCGGUCCCCCUGUCGGCUCCAGCCCCUGCCCCCCUCUCAGUCCCAGUUUCGGCUCCUCCCUUGGCUCUGAUCCAGGCCCCUGUGCCCCCAUCAGCUCCAACUCUGGUCCUCACGCCUGUCCCCACUCCAGUUCUGGCCCCCAUGCCGGCGUCCACACCUCCGGCAGCUCCCGCCCCUCCGUCGGUGCCAAUGCCCACCCCAACCCCAUCUUCUGGCCCACCCUCCACCCCCACCCUCAUCCCUGCCUUUGCUCCCACGCCAGUGCCUGCGCCCACCCCAGCCCCAAUAUUCACUCCAGCCCCCACGCCCAUGCCGGCCGCCACACCGGCUGCCAUUCCCACCUCUGCACCAAUCCCAGCCUCCUUUAGUUUGAGCCGAGUAUGUUUUCCUGCAGCUCAGGCACCAGCUAUGCAAAAAGUACCCCUGUCCUUUCAGCCAGGGACAGUACUGACCCCGAGCCAGCCGCUGGUAUAUAUCCCACCUCCGAGCUGUGGGCAGCCGCUCAGUAUGGCCACACUGCCAACCACUCUGGGAGUCUCCUCCACUCUCACACUCCCUGUCCUGCCUUCAUACCUUCAGGACAGGUGUCUCCCCGGUGUGCUGGCCUCCCCAGAGCUACGGUCUUACCCAUAUGCAUUUUCUGUUGCCCGGCCUCUGACUUCAGAUUCCAAGCUGGUCUCUCUGGAGGUGAACAGGCUUCCCUGUGCUUCCCCAUCCAGCAGCACCAGCACCCAGCCUGCACCCGAUGGGGUCCCCGGGCCUUUGGCAGAUACUUCCCUCUCUACUGCUUCUGCCAAGGUGCUUCCAACCCCACAGCCUUUGCUGCCAGCCCCCAGCGUGAGCUCAGCCCCGCCACACCCUGCCAAGAUGACAGGUGGUGCCGAGCAGCAAACAGAAGGGACUUCCGUCACCUUCUCUCCCCUCAAGUCACCUCCACAGCUGGAGCGAGAGAUGGCAUCUCCACCUGAGUGCAGUGAGAUGCCCCUCGACCUCUCCUCCAAGUCCAACCGCCAGAAGCUUCCAUUGCCCAACCAACGCAAGACACCUCCCAUGCCCGUAUUGACCCCUGUGCACACCAGCAGCAAGGCCCUCCUCUCCACAGUCUUGUCUAGGUCUCAGCGCACAACCCAGGCUGCCGGUAGCAAUGUCACCUCCUGCCUGGGCUCUACUUCCUCGCCCUUUGUCAUCUUUCCCGACAUCGUGAGGAACGGGGACCCAAGCACCUGGGUGAAGAACUCGACUGCGCUGAUCAGCACCAUUCCUGGCACCUAUGUGGGAGUGGCCAACCCAGUGCCUGCAUCCCUGCUGCUGAACAAAGACCCUAACUUGGGCCUCAACCGAGACCCCCGCCAUCUCCCCAAGCAGGAGCCCAUCUCCAUCAUUGAUCAAGGAGAACCCAAGAGCACUGGUGCCCCCUGUGGCAAGAAGGGCAGCCAGGCUGGGACUGAGGGACAGUCAAGCACAGUCAAACGUUACACCCCAGCCCGCAUUGCCCCCGGGCUGCCGGGUUGCCAAACCAAGGAGCUCUCUCUGUGGAAGUCCACGGGGCCAGCAAAUAUUUACCCACGGUGUUCAGUUAAUGGGAAACCCACCAGCACCCAGGUCCUGCCUGUUGGCUGGUCACCAUACCACCAAACGUCUCUGCUUUCCAUUGGCAUUUCCAGUGCCGGGCAGCUGACGCCCAGUCAGGGGGUGCCCAUCAGGCCCACCAGCGUUGUUUCUGAGUUUUCUGGUGUGUCACCUCUCAGCCCCAGUGAAGCUGUGCACGGACUUCCAGAGGGGCAGCCACGGCCUGGAGGCCCCUUUGCUCCAGAGCAGGACACUGGCACAAAGAACAAAACUUGCCGGAUUGCUGCCAAGCCUUAUGAAGAACAAGUCAACCCUGUCCUCCUGACUCUCAGCCCUCAGACAGGGACCUUGGCACUGUCUGUCCAGCCUAGCAGUGGGGACAUAAAAGUGAAUCAGGGGCCUGAGGAAUCCGAGAGCCACCUCUGUCCUGACGGCACUCCUAAGAUGGAAGGUUCCCAGGGGGCUUGUGGCCUGAAGCUGGCAGGAGAUACGAAGCCUAAAAACCAAGUGCUGGCCACCUACAUGUCCCACGAGCUGGUCCUGGCCACCCCCCAGAACCUGCACAAGAUGCCCGAGCUGCCUUUGCUACCUCAUGACAGCCGCCCCAAGGAGCUUAUCAUGGAUGUGGUCCCGAGCAGCAAGAGAGGCUCCGGCACAGAGCUUUCACAGCUUGGAAGUCAGGUGGACCUGGGGCGGGUGAAAAUGGAGAAGGUGGAUGGUGACGUCGUCUUCAAUUUAGCCACCUGCUUCCGCACCGAUGGCCUCCCAGCAGCUCCCCAGAGGGGCCAAGCUGAAGUUCGGAAUAAGGCUGGGCAGGCUCGAGUGAAGGAGGAAAGCGUGGGUGUCUUUGCCUGCAAGAACAAGUGGCAGCCAGACUCCGUGGUGACCGAUGGGGCGACCGAAUCUCUGCCGCCCAAGAAGAUGAAGUUUGGCAAAGAGAAGGAUGCUGAGGAGCAGCAGCCACAAACCAAGGUCAUAGUCCGGAGUUCCCAUGGACCCAAGUGCCGGAAGCCGCCUAGUGACCCCCAGGAACCCACCAAGAAGAGCCCCAGGGGGGCUUCAGAUUCAGGAAAAGAGCACAAUAGAGUCAGGGUAAAGCACAAGCACCGGAAGCCAACAAAGCCGGAUUCCCAGUCUCCAGGAAAACGAACCGAUGGCCAUGAGGAAGGUUCCUUGGAGAAGAAAGCAAAGAGCAGUUUCCGUGACUUCAUCCCCGUUGUUCUGAGCACACGGACGCGCAGUCAGUCUGGAAGCAUCUGUAGCUCCUUUGCUGGUAUGGCAGACAGUGACAUGGGAAGCCAGGAGGUCUUCCCCACAGAGGAGGAAGAAGAUGUGACCCCCACCCCAGCUAAGCGUCGAAAGGUGAGAAAGACCCAACGGGACACCCAGUAUCGCAGCCACCAUGCCCAGGACAAGACUCUCCUGAGCCAGGGCCGCCGGCACCUGUGGCGAGCCCGAGAAAUGCCCUGGAGGACAGAGGCUGCCCGGCAAAUGUGGGACACCAAUGAGGAGGAGGAGGAAGAUGAGGAGGAAGGCCUGGUGAAGAGGAAGAAGCGGAGACGACAGAAGAGCCGAAAAUAUCAGACUGGGGAGUACCUGACAGAGCAAGAAGAAGAGCAGCGGCGAAAAGGGAGAGCAGAUUUAAAGGCCCGUAAGCAGAAGACUUCCUCCCAAAGUUCGGAGCACCGCCUCAGAAACAGGAACCUUCUCUUGCCCAGCAAAGCCCAGGGGAUCUCGGAUUCACCAAAUGGUUUCCUCCCGAACAACCUGGAGGAGCCAGCCUGCCUUGAGAAUUCAGAAAAGCCAUCAGGAAAACGAAAGUGCAAAACCAAGCACAUGGCGAAUGUCUCAGAAGAGGCAAAGGGCAAAGGUCGUUGGAGCCAGCAGAAGACGCGAUCUCCCAAAUCUCCCACCCCAGUGAAACCCACCGAACCAUGCACACCCUCUAAGUCCCGAAGUGCCGGCCCAGAGGAGGCCUCUGAGUCACCUACAGCCCGGCAGAUCCCCCCAGAGGCACGUCGGCUCAUAGUGAACAAGAAUGCAGGCGAGACCCUCCUGCAGCGGGCAGCACGUCUUGGCUAUAAGGACGUUGUUCUCUACUGCCUCCAGAAAGACAGUGAGGACGUGAAUCACCGCGACAAUGCUGGCUACACGGCCCUGCAUGAGGCCUGCUCCAGGGGCUGGACGGACAUCCUGAACAUCCUGUUGGAGCACGGGGCUAAUGUGAACUGCAGCGCGCAGGAUGGCACGAGGCCAGUUCAUGAUGCGGUGGUCAAUGACAACCUGGAGACCAUCUGGCUCUUGCUGUCUUAUGGGGCCGACCCCACACUGGCCACCUACUCGGGACAGACAGCCAUGAAGCUGGCCAGCAGCGACACCAUGAAGCGUUUUCUCAGCGAUCACCUCUCAGAUCUUCAGGGCCGGGCAGAGGGUGACCCUGGCGUGUCCUGGGACUUCUACAGCAGUUCUGUGUUGGAAGAAAAAGAUGGCUUUGCCUGUGACCUCCUCCAUAAUCCUCCUGGGAACUCUGAUCAAGAAGGAGAUGAUGUGGAAGAGGAUGACUUUAUGUUUGAGCUCUCAGACAAGCCUCUUCUCCCUUGCUACAACCUCCAAGUGUCAGUGUCCCGCGGGCCCUGCAACUGGUUCCUCUUUACCGAUGUCCUGAAGAGGCUGAAGCUUUCCUCCAGGAUCUUUCAGGCUCGGUUCCCGCACUUUGAAAUUGCCACCUUGCCCAAGGCUGAGUUCUACCGGCAGGUGGCCUCCAGUCAGCUUCUGACCCCAGCCGAGAGGCCCGGAGGCAUGGACGACAGAUCUGCCCCAGGCUCCUCUGAGACUGUGGAGCUGGUGCGGUAUGAGCCAGAGCUACUUCGGCUCCUGGGGUCUGAGGUGGAGUUCCAGCCGUGGAACAGUUGACCUGGAAAACAGCCCCUCCCUUUUCUUCUUUCUCUCCCAAGUUCACCCUUCCCCACUUCCCAUGUCUUUCCCCCACCGAGCACCAGACUGCAGAAUGAGGCAAUAAUACGGACCAACAAGAAGCCGCCUUAUCAAUGCCAGCAUUAGUGACUGGAUUUUUUUUUUUUCUGGUUAUAAUUAGUUCUCAUCUCCCUGUCAUCGUCAUUGUUGUUGUGGUUGGUGAUGGGGGUGGAAAGUUGAAUUCCACGUCUGAGGGCAAGAGGUCCCAGGGAUGGUGGGAGGUGGUGCCAGGGUCCCUUGGGGUGGCCUCAGCCUGUCCGGAGGAGAAAUGAGAAAAGGCCAAAUCUCUGAGCGCCCCCUCUGUUCCCCUGUGUUCUUCUGUCUUCCAUAGUAUUUAUUUUAUUAGUAUUUAAUUUGUAUUGUUUCAUUGGUUUCUGAUAAGUCUGUAUCACUGUGACGAUUUGAGACAACUUGUUGUAUUGAGGGACUUUCUUCACCUCCUUUCUUUGUCUUUCUUGAUAAGCUCUGGAGCUGCCCCCUCCCUCUGACAGUUACUCCCAGGUUUGUUUUCACCCCACUGGGGAGGGGGCAGGUGGGGCAGGGGG